Molecule: messenger RNA, 4996 nt
Organism: Leptidea sinapis
Lineage: Eukaryota; Metazoa; Arthropoda; Insecta; Lepidoptera; Pieridae
Gene: Su(var)3-3
Product: lysine-specific histone demethylase 1A
Exons: 16
Coding region: 146-2440 (764 amino acids)
Biological process (GO): regulation of DNA-templated transcription
Cellular component (GO): nucleus
Molecular function (GO): oxidoreductase activity; protein binding; flavin adenine dinucleotide binding
Source: RefSeq, a predicted model, not a curated record
UUUCAUAUUUCAAAAUAGGAUUUCAUCUUUGAUUUGCAGUUUGCACUAAAUAGUUUGUUUUGGUUUUAAUGCAAAUUUUGUAAGAGUAAUUUUACGUAAUUUUCACUAUUUUUCUGAGCCUAAAAAAACAAGGAUAUCUUUAAAAAUGAGCCGCCGUAAACGAGCAAAGGUCGAUGCCCGCGAAUUAGAUGAAAAAUUAAAACCUGAAGAUUCUGAAUCUGAUCAUUCAGAAAAAAGUAAAAUAACAUCAUCCAGUCCUGCUGCUGUUACAAGUCGUAGAGAGUCCUCUUCAAGUCGUACCACAGAUUCCAAAAAAGAGGAAAAACCGAUAGUUGAAGAAUAUAAAAGCGAAGAUAUUGAAGAAAUUAAUUACAAAGAAAUGUUGAACAGCUUGGAAGGAGCAGCAUUUCAGUCCAGAUUACCAUUUGAUAAAAUGUCUUCAUUAGAGGCAGAAUGCUUUUCUGACUUGCAAGGGUCGUCAGCUCAAGCAUUUAUUCAAAUAAGAAAUAGAGUCCUUAAACUUUGGUUUGAAGAUCCAAAAAAACAGUUGACUCAAGAACGCAGUAUUCAUAAAAUGGAUCCUCCAUAUAAUGCAGAUCCUGUACUUAUUUUGAGAACACAUGCUUUCUUAGAGAGACAUGGCUUCAUAAACUAUGGAAUUUAUGAACGUAUUACACCUAUUCCAUCACCUCCAAAAGGGAAGCAAAGGCCAAAAGUCAUCAUUAUUGGUGCAGGAGUUUCGGGGUUAGCUGCAGCACGCCAACUAAAGUCAUUUGGUUGUGAAGUUGUAAUACUGGAAGGCAGAGAUCGAGUUGGCGGGAGGAUUGUCACAUAUAGAAAAGGACCAUAUGUUGCUGAUUUAGGUGCUAUGGUUGUGACCGGACUUGGAGGCAACCCAGUUACCACACUAGCUGUUCAGAUGAAUAUUGAUCUACAUAAGAUAAAACAAAAGUGUCCCCUGUAUGAAGCUACUGGAAACCAAGUUCCAAAGCACAAGGAUGAAAUGGUUGAGCGUGAGUUCAAUCGCCUCCUGGAUGCAACAUCAUAUCUCUCCCAUCAAGUUGACUUCAACUAUUACAACGAUACUCCGGUUUCCCUUGGCCAAGCGCUGGAGUGGGUCAUCAAGUUGCAACAGAAGAAUGUCAAACAUAAACAGAUACAUCACCUGAAAGCGCUCAUAACACUGCAAGAGAAACUUAAGAACAACAUAAAUACAAUGUCCGACAUAAAAGAACUGCUUUCAUCGCUCCAUGCUGAGAAGGAGACAUUGUUGGCCGAAAAAGAUAAAGGAGCCACCGGCGACGCCAGUAUCUUACAAGAGUUUAAUUUGCGACGACUAAACCGGGAAUUGAACAAAUUGUGCAACGAAUACGAAACAUUGACCAAACAGAACAAUUCUAUUGAAGAGAAGCUGAACCAACUUGAGACUAAUCCGCCGAGCUCCGUAUAUCUGUCCGUACGCGACAGACAGAUACUGGACUGGCACUUCGCCAAUCUGGAGUUCGCGAACGCCACGCCGCUCGGGAACCUCUCGCUGAAACACUGGGAUCAGGACGAUGACUUCGAGUUUACUGGGAACCAUUUAACAGUUCGCAAUGGAUACUCGGGGGUACCAGUGGCGCUGUCCGAAGGUCUGGACAUCAGGUUGGGCACAUCAGUCACAGAGAUAUCGUACGGAGGACCAGGCGUUACUGUCAAAGCCACCAACCCGAGGGCUCCUGGACAGACACAAACAUUCAAUGGUGACGUAAUCCUGUGUACUCUGCCCCUGGGGGUGCUGAAGGUAGCGGUCGCGAAUACUGGACAGAACCAGCAGAACUUCGUGCAGUUCGAUCCCCCGCUGCCUGAUUGGAAGGUUGCAGCUAUCAAACGUUUGGGAUAUGGAAACUUGAAUAAGGUGGUGCUAUGUUUUGAAAGAAUAUUUUGGGACCCGAGCGCUAACCUGUUCGGUCAUGUUGGAACUACAACCGCAAGUAGAGGUGAACUGUUCCUGUUCUGGACCCUGUACAGCGCUCCAGUGCUGCUCACUCUGGUCGCGGGCGAAGCCGCCGCCGUGAUGGAGAACGUCACCGAUGACGUCAUCGUUGGCAGGUGCAUCGCCGUGCUCAAGAGCAUUUUCGGGCACGCGGCCGUGCCACAGCCGAAGGAAUGUGUUGUUACGAGAUGGCGCGCGGAUCCCUUUGCACGUGGAUCGUACAGUUUUGUAGCGGUGGGCUCGUCGGGAACUGACUACGAUCUGCUGUCAGCGCCGAUUCCGGACGCCAAUGGUGAUAACAGACUCUUCUUCGCUGGCGAGCAUACAAUGCGCAACUAUCCCGCGACGGUGCACGGCGCGUUCCUGUCUGGACUGCGUGAGGCUGGGCGACUGGCCGACCUCCUGAUGCCGCUGACUCCUGUCACCAACGCGACUGUCGCGUCAGCCAUGGCUGGUCACUCCUGACCAAAGGCCACUGCUGCACCUCCUCCGCACGAGAAGAAACGCGAGGUGCUACGUUCUCUGACUUACGCUGAUAACUAAAGUAGGCUAGGGUUCAGAGAACUAAUUUGAUCAUUAUUUCACGUUUUAGACUAGGGUGUUUUUUAUAUUUUCAACUAUAUGAAUGGACAGCAUAUACAAAGAGGUUGUUUGAAUUCAGACUACAGGUAAAAUUCGUCAAAAACGCUGUAAAUUUAAGUCUUAGAUUUGACACCGCUUUGUAAUGAAGACUUUAUGCACUCUAUUUCAAUUUAAUAAGAAAAUUGUUGCUUUUUGGUAUUAACGAUUACAUAAUCGAUAGGCUUUCUUAGUAGGUUAUACAUAGGUUAGAAUGACGUGGUUACUUUUAGGAUCAAGUAGAAACACAUUUCUUGAUAUUUGUUCUUGAUAUGGAAAUAUGACACUAGCGCUUGCUUAUGGCUUCUUUGUAAUCUUGACAUUUUGGAGAAAAAAAUAGGUUGUAGGAUAAAUUAAUGUAGUUUUGUAUUGAUAGAGGUUAAAGCUCUAAAUGUUUGUGAAUAUGUAGCGUUAAGUUCACAAAUGUUUGUGGCUAUUUUGUGUGUUAUUUGUCAGAAUCGUCACAACUCGACGUAUCCUUGUGUUCGCAGAUUUACACAUAGUUAUAAAGUGCGAUGUAUUUAUAGUAACUGUUGGCAAUAAUGUUUCAAGUUCUAAUGAAUUAGUUAGUUAAUGAUAAAAUAAUUAGCAAUAAGGUGGAACGCUUUCUUAUGACGCUAUUACGAACAUUGUUAGUGUCGUUGGCGUCACUUUGGUUUUUUUAAAUAAAAUAAUAAUUAAAAUAUGUGAGCAGAUUUUGUGUGUCUUUUGUAUCACCUAAACAAUAAGGACGUGAGCACGCUAUAUUUCCCAUUGCAUGAGUUACUCGAGAGAUACGUUCAACGUGACAGAAUAACUCUGUCUAUGGCAGCUGACAUUUGCACUGUGGGAGGCUCCUUUGCACAGGAUGCCGGCUCGAAUAUGGGUACCACAACGGCGCCUAUUUCUGCCGUGAAGCAGUAGUGUGUAAACAUUACUGUGUUUCGGUCUGAAGGGCGCCGUAGCUAGUGAAAUUACUGGGCACAUGAGACUUAACAUCUUAUGUCUCAAGGUGACGAGCGCAAUUGUAGCCCGCUCAGAAUUUUUGGAGUUUUAAGUAUCCUGAGCGUCACUGCAUUGUAAUGGGCAAGGCGUAUCAAUUACCAUCAGCUGAACGUUCUGCUCGUCUCGUCCCUUAUUUUUAUCAAAAAAAUAUGGUCUGUUUAUGCUGCAUAUAAUAUAUCAGUACCGUAAUACUAACCUAGUUAUCUUAUAAGUAAUACAGAAAAGUUAUUCACAAUUAAUGUAAGCCUAACAUUUAGCCUUACGCCCAAUUUAACAAAAGUAUUUUUUGUGUUAGUUUGUAAGUUAAGCCUGAGAUUAUAAGUAACGUAAUCUAUGUUUUUAUAAAGUUUGUAAUUAGACACUGUUUUGCACUUCACUGAGCAGUUGGAAUCAAUUUUUUUCCCCCUCAGUUUGGAUUUCUUUAAAGUAGAGACUCAAGGGAAUCUAAUCACGUUUACUGAUGGGUCAUUCAUACAUUAUAUUAAAUAAGUAUAUCUGCAUGGUUAUUGAGUGUAUUCACUUUACCCAAAUAAUUUACUAAACGUACAUAAUAUGAACUUUGGACCCAAAACAUCACCAUUAUUGACUGCGUCAUGAUCGCUAGUAUUUACGUAUUAUAUUAUAAACUUCUUUAGCAACAAAUACGUUUGCUGAUAUCAUUCUAGAAGGAGUAUUUUAGCAACAAAUAGGAUUUGCUGAUGUCAUUCUAGAAGUAAUAUUUUAACAACAAAUACGUUUGCUGAUAUCAUUCUAGAAGUAGUAUUUUAACAACAAAUAGGUUUGCUGAUGUUAUUCUAGAAGUAGUAUUUUAACAACAAAUAGGUUUGCUGAUGUCAUUCUAGAAUUAAUAUUUUAACAACAAAUACGUUUGCUGAUGUCAUUCUAGAAGUAGUAUUUUAACAACAACUACGUUUGCUGAUGUCAUUCUAGAAGUGGUAUUUUAACAAAAAAUAGGUUUGCUGAUGUCAUUCUAGAAGUAGUAUUUUAACAACAAAUAGGUUUGCUGAUGUCAUUCUAGAAGUAGUAUUUUAACAACAAAUAGGUUUGCUGAUGUCAUUCUAGAAGUAAUAUUUUAACAACAAAUACGUUUGCUGAUGUCAUUCUAGAAGUAGUAUUUUAACAACAAAUACGUUUGCUGAUGUCAUUCUAGAAGUAAUAUUUUAACAACAAAUACGUUUGCUGAUGUCAUUCUAGAAGUAGUAUUUUAACAACAAAUACGUUUGCUGAUGUCAUUCUAGAAGUGGUAUUUUAACAAAAAAUAGGUUUGCUGAUGUCAUUCUAGAAGUAGUAUUUUAACAACAAAUAGGUUUGCUGAUGUCAUUCUAGAAGUAGUAUUUUAAUUUUAUUUUUCUUGUUUGUUGUGCUAGUUAUUAAAUGUGUUUGUAAUGAAUUCGUAAUUAAUAAAUAUUUUUCUACGCA